Thermothielavioides terrestris NRRL 8126 is the source of this 1593-nucleotide messenger RNA. RefSeq lists its product as uncharacterized. The transcript has a single exon. The record is from RefSeq and is a predicted model, not a curated record. NCBI's taxonomy places the organism in Eukaryota, Fungi, Ascomycota, Sordariomycetes, Sordariales, Chaetomiaceae. The coding region runs from base 1 to 1593 and encodes 530 amino acids.
AUGGCUCGUCGUCGGCUCCAAAACGAGAAGCCCGCCGCUGGGUCUGGCAGGUCGCCGUCAACUCCUGCGCUCGGGGACCCCAGGCACGACAGUGCCCUGCUGGCUAAGCGCCGCGCCAAUGUCCACAAGCCAGCGCCAGUCACGUCACAUGCUGCCACGGCGACAGGCUCCCAGACUGAUUCCGGCAUCUCGUUGCUUCCGAGGAAAGCUGCAGCGUUCUUCAGGAUGCUCAACCGCGUGGUUUCCCAACCAGCCCCCGCCACAGCCCAGGCCGUCUACAAUCCCUCCGCCACCAGCAACCAUAACUCUUCUUGGAUCUUCUUCCUCCCCCCAGCCCUGAUCGGUCCCCCGCUCCCGGUGAUCCCCUUCCUGCACCUCCUCCUCGCCCGCAUUCCCAUCCAUCCGCCCAUAGUCUCCUCGCCCUCCACCGCCAACGACUACAACCGCCCUCCGCAUGCCUCAACCACCUCCUCCCCUCCGCCGCAACCAUCCUCAUCUUCAUCAAUCAUCUCUCCGCCCAACACCAACCCACACCGCCAGCCGACCCGCCAAACACCCCUCCACCCCCUCCCCGCACAAGACCGCCGGCCCGUUCCAGCGACAGCAUUCGCCUUCGCCCAUGCCCUCGCCGCCGCAACGCUCAACCACGUCCGCCGCGUGCUUCUUCCUGGUCUAGCACCCUGCUGCUGCUGCUCUCUCAGCCAGCGGUUGUGGCUGCUCGGCGACAGCACAGGGGGGUUGUCUUCGUCGCUGGAGGGGUUGCGGUUGGCGGCGGGGAGUCCGGAGGUUUUUAUUGUAAGGGCGCUGGCGGGGGACUACCCCCGCCCCGGAGCCUAUCCCCGCCCCGGGGGAAGGGUCUAUCGUGGUGCGGGCUGGGAAGGGGCUGGUGAGGGUAUGGGCGAGGGUAUGGGUGAGAGUAUGGAUUUGUUAGUUAGGGCGGUUGAUUGGUGUGUGAUGGGCUGGGCGUGGGAGGUGGUGGGGGGUUGGUUGGCGAGGGCGGUGGUGGGAUUGACGGCGGGUGGUGAUGCUCCAAGUGCUCGUCGUGGUGGCGGGAUGGGGACGGGGAAUGGCGGGCCGGGGAAUGGCGGGCUGGCUUGGGGCGAGGGAGGAGCAGGGUCGCGUCGCAGGGAGAGGUAUGAGGACGUGAUCAGGGCGAUGUAUCUUGUCUGGGUGAUGGCUUCCGUCGAGUGCGCUCUGGCCAGGGGGAUGAACUGCGCAGCCUGGCUCGUGGCCCCUUACAAGCUGCUGACGGGCGGGGAGGCAGAGUAUACGGCGCUGGGGAAUAUCCUCAGAGCGCACUGGGCGAGGGUGCCGCUCGCUCUGUGGCAGCUGGCCUACACGCUGGAGGCCGGCAUCUGGCCGCUCCUGCGGGAGAGUCUAGCGCGUGCUGCCGGCGGCCAACCUGGCUUGUUCUUGGGGCUUUUCGGGGUGGUUGGGGGUGUCGCGGCAUUGCUUAAGUAUCGGAGCACGUUCUACCUUGCUUUGGAGGUCAGUGGCAUGUUUGUGUUUGCCGGGCAUUUGCUUGUGGCGUUGGCUUUCUUGCGAUCGAGUGCGUGGACAAUACGCGGAGGUCAGACGGGGGCAUAUCGGUAG